Lodderomyces pseudojiufengensis is the source of this 951-nucleotide messenger RNA. It is a transcript of the gene MED4, whose product is annotated as Med4p. Gene Ontology annotation, cellular component: core mediator complex; mediator complex. The coding region runs from base 1 to 951 and encodes 316 amino acids. Gene Ontology annotation, biological process: regulation of transcription by RNA polymerase II. The record is from RefSeq and is a predicted model, not a curated record. The transcript has a single exon. Gene Ontology annotation, molecular function: transcription coregulator activity. Lineage: Eukaryota; Fungi; Ascomycota; Pichiomycetes; Serinales; Debaryomycetaceae.
AUGCUACCGCAUAAAAGAGCCAAUUCCCCUUUCACAUCCAAUCCAGUAUCAAGAGUGGCUUCUUCUGCUCGAUUGAAUCAAUUGAAUCAAGAUUCUAGAGGUAAUUUAAAUUCAUCUAUACCAUCUACACCAUCAUACAUAACCUCAUCCUUGAAUCCUACUAAAAAUAUACCAACAACUAAUGAAAAUAUAUCAAGUAAGAUACGAACGGAGGAAGACUUGAAAGCAUUCAAUAAUUUACCUAUUGUCACAAUACUAGAUGAGUUCAAGCAAUUGCUAGCCGGUAUGUCUGAUGAUAUCAUCAACUACAGAGAUGUUGAUUUCUAUACCAAUUUAGAAAGAAUUAUUAAAGUCAAUACAAAUUUACAAAGUGAAGUCUAUGAAUUGAGUAGGCAUAAAGAGCGUGGAGAAAAACUAUCGAAGUUAACUAAAACAAAUGAGGUUCUCGACGAUAAAUUAAAAUCAAAUUUGAAAAAACUAUUGGAAUUUAGAUCACAAUUGAAAAAAUUACCAAAACUACCUCAGACAGAAUCAUCUUUGGCCAAUGAUAAAACCACGAUUUCAAAUGCAUCAGACAUUGAUGUCAAUAAAAUUCUAGAUUAUGCAAUGAAACUAGCAAAAUUCACGAAAGCACCAGCUGCAGUGGGGAACAUGGCAAAUCACAUUCAUCCAAAUAAUUACAUAUGGCCGGCAGAAGAUUCCUUAAGACGAGGUAUGCUUGCUAUGAGCUCCUUACAAGGAAACGAGAUCAUUGAAUUUGAGUUAAACGAUGGUGAGAAGAAAGAGGAUGAAGAGGACAUAAAGAUGAGUGAGGAAAAACCAAUGGAGGAAAAAACUCCUAAAAAUCGAAAUUCAAAUAGUUACAAUAACGAAAUCAAGCCAAAGGCAGAAGACCCACAAUUAGAUUUGAAUUUAGAUUUAUUUGAUCCCGAUGACGAAUAUUCCGAUUAA